AUGAGCUUGUUCCCCAGAAGAGAGAUGGAAAUCAUGAACCCAGACGGUGUAGUUAAAUACCUAGGGAUCCUUUUUAUAGUAUUGCUCAUAACCUAUUCCUAUCGAGAGAUGAGGAAGUGGGUAAAGAGAAAUAUAAAAAGUGGUGGCUUGGUAGAGGGGAAAUAA
This is a messenger RNA of Encephalitozoon intestinalis ATCC 50506, 165 nucleotides long. RefSeq lists its product as uncharacterized. The coding region runs from base 1 to 165 and encodes 54 amino acids. The transcript has a single exon. NCBI's taxonomy places the organism in Eukaryota, Fungi, Microsporidia, Unikaryonidae. The record is from RefSeq and is a predicted model, not a curated record.